Messenger RNA from Drosophila sulfurigaster albostrigata, 1678 nucleotides. RefSeq names its product probable cytochrome P450 6w1 (gene Cyp6w1). The record is from RefSeq and is a predicted model, not a curated record. Gene Ontology annotation, biological process: response to DDT; insecticide catabolic process. NCBI's taxonomy places the organism in Eukaryota, Metazoa, Arthropoda, Insecta, Diptera, Drosophilidae. Bases 38 to 1555 code for a protein of 505 amino acids. The transcript is spliced from 3 exons. Gene Ontology annotation, molecular function: iron ion binding; oxidoreductase activity, acting on paired donors, with incorporation or reduction of molecular oxygen; heme binding.
CCACCCAGAGUCGAUCACUACAGUUGCGACAGUGAACAUGUCUACUGAGAUUUUAUUGUUGAUCGCCACAUUGGCGAUCGUUUUCUACAUAUGGCAGAAGCGUACUUACAACUAUUGGCAACGCUUGGGAGUCAAGAGCAUUACAGCGUCGCCAAUUUUUGGUAAUACGCGUAAAUUUCUAACUGCCAAAGUGGCGUUCUUCGACCAAAUUAAUGUUCUACAUAAUACGCCCGGUUUCGAAAAGGAGCCUCUGAUAGGCGUUUAUUUAAUGCAUCGUCCUGCUUUGAUUAUCAAGGAUCUGGAGCUCAUUAAGACGGUGAUGAUCAAGAAGUUCAAUUACUUUACCAAUCGUGCGCUCCAAACUGAUCCUCAUCGCGAUCCCCUUGGCUACAACAAUUUGUUCUUUGUGCGCAAUCCUGAAUGGAAAGAUCUGCGCACCAAGAUCUCACCAGUUUUUACCAGUGGCAAAAUCAAGCAAAUGUAUCCACUGAUGGUGGAGAUAGGCCAUGAUUUGGAAACUUAUUUGGCAAAGCUGCCUGAGAACUCGACACUGGCAAUUAAAAAUGUCUGCGCUCGUUUUACAACCGAUUUAAUUGCCACAAUUGCGUUUGGAGUCAAAGCCAAUUCGCUGAGUGACAUGAAGAGCGAAUUCUUUUCGUACAACAAGGCGAUCUUCGAUGUCAACUGGAGUCGAGGCUUUGACUUUGCCAUCAUUUUUAUGCUGCCAGCGUUGGCUACGUUGGCACGUGUCAAAGUCUUCUCGAAUAAAACCUCCGAGUUCAUGCGUCGCAGCUUGAGUUAUGUUCUGGAGGAGCGAGCGAGAACUGGUUUAUUGCGUCGCGAUCUCGUCGACACUCUGCUGGCCAUGAAACGUGAGGCUGUGAAUCAGGCUGAUAGCAAGGCCAAUCAGCUAGAUUAUUUGGUUGCCCAGGCAGCCAUCUUCCAGACGGCUGGUUUCGAGACGAGCUCAUCCACGAUGACAAUGGCGCUGUUUGAGCUGUCGCACAACGCUGAGAUCCAGGAGCGUUUGCGUUUGGAGAUCAACGAAUACUUUGGAGACGGCAAUCACAUUGAUUACGAGCGCAUCCAGGAGAUGCCUUACCUCACUCAGGUGGUGAACGAAACCCUCCGCAAGUAUCCCAUUGUUGGUUAUGCGGAACGUGAAUGUGCUCAGCCCAGCAGCGGUGAACGCUUCACUUUGGCGCCUUACUACGAUGUUGAGCUGCCAACUGGGACUCCGGUCUAUAUUUCUACCAUUGCCAUACAUCGUGAUAAGCGCUACUGGCCACAACCUGACAUUUUCGAUCCGGAACGUUUUGCUCCGGAGAAUCGUCACAAUCUGAACCAGGAUGCUUACAUGCCCUUUGGCAUUGGUCCUCGCAAUUGCAUUGGCAUGCGUUUGGGUUUGUUGCAAACCAAGUUGGGUCUGGUCCAUUUGUUGCGCAAUCAUCGUGUUCUCGCCUGUGAAAAGACCAAAAAAACUAUCGAGUUUGCGCCCAUGGCUGCUGUGCUCAUUCCCAAAGAUGAAGUGUUUCUAAAACUGGAAAGAGCCUAGAGAGUGCUUGAAAGCUUGUUGAGAUUGCCUCAGAGUGAAAACUAUUAUUAUUUUGUAUCAAAAACAAAAACAAAAAUACUUAAAAGCUACUUAAAAUAGAACAUUGCAAAAAAAAGGCUUAAA